This is a messenger RNA of Phytophthora sojae, 1047 nucleotides long. RefSeq lists its product as hypothetical. Gene Ontology annotation, cellular component: nucleus. Lineage: Eukaryota; Oomycota; Peronosporomycetes; Peronosporales; Peronosporaceae. Gene Ontology annotation, molecular function: RNA polymerase II cis-regulatory region sequence-specific DNA binding; DNA-binding transcription factor activity, RNA polymerase II-specific. The transcript has 2 exons. The record is from RefSeq and is a predicted model, not a curated record. Bases 1 to 1047 code for a protein of 348 amino acids. Gene Ontology annotation, biological process: regulation of transcription by RNA polymerase II.
AUGGAGGAAACGCCAUCUCCACCGCCGCAAGCGCCAUCAGCCCCGAAAGAUCCGCCCGUCACCUCCAUGACGCAUGCACCGCCGCCUGCGACGCACAAGAAGAGGCCGUUCAAGGUCCACGCGGAGGACAAGACGUGCCCCAAGUGCGGCAAAGUGCUGCAGAGCCGCCUGGCGCUCCGCGUCCACCUGAACCGCGUGUAUCCGUGCGAUCAGGAGAACGUGGACAGCACCAAGACCUGCCACAAGUGCGGCUGGAAGUUCGCCACGCCCGCCGGUCUCAGCCUGCACCUGCUGAAGGCCACUCCGUGCGACGCUCCGGAAGCGCCCGCCGCGACGCGCAGCGAAGAGCGAGCGUUCAAGUGCGGCAAGUGCAACGAGGCAUUUACGUCGGCGCGGAGUCUUCUCGCACAUCGGAGCCGAGUGUACGCGUGUGACGGCACAAGGACGUGGCAGGGCGGCAAGACGUGCCCCAAGUGCAACAAAACCUUCUGCAGCAAACAGUCUCUGCGUCUGCAUCUCAACCGAGUGGCUCCAUGCGACGCCGAGAAGCCCUCGCCGGGGACAGCGGGGGGUGAGAAGAAGGCGCAGACUCACCCGGCGGGGGAGAAGCUGCACGGCUGUCCGGGAUGCCAGAGACGUUUCGCCACCAAGCACGGUCUUCACGUCCACAUGAGCCGGUGUCCUGUAGCAAGUCAACUCACCAAGGCACAGUCAGCCGGAGCUGUGGAGUUCAGGAUCGCGAAGCAGGGCGAGGAACGCAGCAACGCCACCCGAAUGAACGUGGCAAUCCAUGUUGCGUCCGUGGAGCCAUUCAGCUAUUCCAGCAACGUCAGCCAUGGCGACGCCACCAGCGUGACGGAUUCGUCUUCAUGCUCGUCGCCCUCUACUGAAGCGAAUGGUGCGGAAUGUGGCAAGAAGGAUGUACCUCUGAGCUCCACUGCAGUUGGUGUUACGAGUACCUCAGAGGCUGGAAACCGAAAGAGGAAUGUGGACCACGGCGUUGGUGGCACGGCUCGCGGAAAACGGCCCCUCUACGGCUGGAAAUGA